AUGAAUAAACAAUCGGAUUCAAAGCCUUAUACUAAAAGUAAAAGUAAAUUCCACAUGUUUUUUUACAAAAAUAAAUAUUCGAGUUCGAAAUAUAACAACAAUAAUGUUAAUGAAAAUAAUGUUAAUGAAAAUUAUGUUAUUGAAAAUAAUGUUAUUGAAAAUAAUGUUAUUGACAAUAAUAUGAAAGGAAACAAUGUGAAUGAUCACAAGGUAAAUGAUCAUAAGGUGAAUGAUCAUAAUGUGAAUGAUCAUAAUGUGAAUGAUCAUAAUGUGAAUAACCACAACAUGAAUGAUCAUAAUAUGAAUAAUGUAACACAAGGGGGACAUCAUGAAAAGGGUGAUGAUAUAAAUUCUGUAAAUUUAAACGUGUUCCCACAGAAUUGUAAUAGUAAUGACAAGAAUAAAAAAAAUACAACUCUUAAUAAUCAUAAUAAUCAUCAUCUGAAUAGCAGUGGUAAUGUUCCUUAUGGUAAAAAGAAAAAUAGUACGAAUCCACGAAGUAGUGUUAUAUUAAAAAAUGGAGAACAUAACGUGUUGUCGACUUAUAAUGAAGAUAUGUAUAAUAAUAUAGGAAAGCCGAAUGAAGAGAUGAAUAGUACAUGUGAUAUAAAUAUGAAUAAUUAUAAUAAUGUUAAUAUUGAUGAGGAAUAUAAUAAUGUUGGUACUGGUUCAUAUAAUAAAUAUCACGACCCCAAUAAUAAUAAUAAUAAUAAUAAUAAUAGUAGUAGUAGUAAUAUACAUCAUAGUGUUAGUCACGUAUCUAAUUAUAACCAACACAAUCAAGGUUAUAACAAAAAUGUAGUUGUACCUUAUAAUGACAUUGGUAAUAAAAAUGAAGAGAAACAUAAUACUAAUGAAGAUUAUUUUAACUUUGGUAAAGAUAUGGGGAAUCCUAGUAAUAAUCAACAUGCAAUGAAUAAUGUAUAUCGAAAUUAUAAGAAUUAUAAUAAUGUUGAUCAUACAAAUGAAAGCUAUUUACAUAUGUCUAAAAAUAGUAAUGUUCAUUACAAUAAUUAUCAGAGUUAUUAUAAUAAUCAUAAUGUACAAAAAUAUGGAGAAAUCCAUGAUAACUUACUUAAUUCAAAUGAUCAAGGGCAAAAGAAAAUAAGUACCUAUUUUAACUCAACACAGGGAUAUAACAACAACAACAAUAAUAAUAAUAAUAAUAAUAAUAACAUAAGUAAUCAUAAUAAUAAUUAUUAUAGUACACAUGCUAAUAUUACUCAAUUUAAUGCAGAUAUGAAUAAUAGUAAUAAUCAAAAUAAUACCACAGCUCCAUGUAGUAACGAACACAUGUCAUCAAAUAAUAAUAAUAAUAAUAAUAAAAAUAAGAACAGCAACAUGCUAGAUGACUUGUACAAUAUGGAGGAUAACAAAAAUGUUUAUAAUAACGGCACAAGAAAAGAUUCAAUUUUAAACAAUAUGAUAAAUCAUGCUGGUGAUAAGAAUAAAAAACAUGAAAAUAAAAUUCAGAAAAGUGGGGAGCAAAACAAAAGAGAUGAAAGGAAAGAAGAUACUUAUAAGAAAUAUGAAAAAAGAGAUAAUAUGCCCAUGAACAGCAGCAGCAACAACAACAUCAACAUCAACAACAUCAACGUCAACAAUAAUAAUAAUAAUAAUUAUAAUAAUAACAAGAAAGAUGAUAAAAGAAUUGAUAGCAGAGGAUCACACAACAAAAGCAAUAAUAGUAAUUAUAUGAAAGGUAUGGAAAAUUGUAAUAUGAAUAUAAAAAAUGUCGACAUAAAAAAUGAUAAUAUAAAAUAUGACAAUACAGAUGAUGAUAAUUAUAAUUAUAAUAAUAUAAAUAAUACUAGUAAUGAUGAAAGUGAACAUAUGGAUGAUGUAUGUAAUAUGAAUAAUAUGAAGGAUAUAAAUUGUAAGAAUUUGAAUUCAUCCAAUGGAAAUGCAUAUAAUAUAUCUUAUAUGUUUAUAUACCAAUAUUAUUAUGUAUUACAUACAAAAAAAGAGAUGAUGUACAAUUUUUAUUCGGAGAAAGCUAUACUUCUGGUUAGUUUUAAUGAUGAAUCUAAGAUAAUAAACACAAAAGUACAUAAUAAUAGUGCUCACAUUAUGAAUAAUGAGAAUUAUAAUACAGAUAAGCAAACACAUGUCGAUGACAUAAAAAUGAUAAAAAACAAGAACAACAACAAUAAUAAUAACAAUAAUAAUAAUAAUAAUAAUAAUGAUGAUGAUGAUGUGGAUAAUAAUACAUGUAGGAAUCAAUUUUUUAAUUUAAACGAAAUUAAUAUUGAAGGUUGUCAUAAAAGUGACAAUAUGAUAAAAUUAGAAUCCAGAAAUAUGAUUUAUGAAUAUUAUAAAAAUUUAGAUGUAAAUGAAUGUACAGUUCAUAUUAUUUCAAUUGAAGUUGUAAAUUUACAUGAUGAAAUAUAUAUUUAUAUAUAUGGGAAAAUAAAAAAAUCGAAACAUACAAAUGUGUAUUAUUAUUUUAUUCAAAAUAUACAUUUACAUAAAUAUAAUGUGUACCAAUAUUAUGUAGAUGUCGAUUUUGUUCAUUAUUAUAAUGCUCCUGUUAAUAAAGAAACACAAGCACAAUUAUUACAAUCAAAAAGUGUAAGAGAAGCAGGCCAACACAACAUGAAAAAUAAUGAAGAUGAUAAAAAAAAAAAAAAAAAUAAAGUUAGUUAUAACUUGAAUACUACAAAUGAAAAUACUACUACUAAUAUUACUACAACACAAAAUAAAAUGAAUGAAAAAAAAAAAAAAAAAAAUGAAACACAGUUAUUAGGAGAACAUACUAACGUAUCAACUCGAAAUAUACAAAAUAGAUAUAAGGAUAAACAGUCAGUAUUAAAUAAUGAAAAGAAAGAAUUAAGAAAUGAAGAGAUAUUAUAUUAUGAAGAUGAACAUGAAGAUAAUUUAUAUUAUGAUGACGCUAAUGAAGAGAUGUUGUAUUAUAAUAAUAAUGAUCAUAAUAAAAUUGAAUGUGAUGAUGAUGAUGUAUAUUACGAAGAUGAUGAUGAUGAUGAUCAUGAUCAUCAUGAUCAUGACCAUUAUCAUGAUAAUGAUAAUGAAGAUAUAUAUUACGAAGAAGAAAAUGAUGACAUUUAUUAUGAUGAAUAUCAUGAUGAAUAUAACCAAAUGUUAGAUAAUCAAAAUGAAGUAGCAGAAAUAUAUAAACAUAAUAAUAAUAUGAAUGAUAUCAAGAAAAAUAAGGGAAAUCAACAAUAUAAGAAUCAAAAAAAAAAUAAAUUACACUUGACAAAAAAUAAUAUGAACGAUCAAAAUGGUAAUAAUAAUAAUAAUAAUAAUAAUAUCUUAAAGGAUGAUCAUCAUGUUAUUAGUAAUGAGGUCAAUAAAACAAAACAUCACAAAAAUAUUAAUGAGGAAAAAGAAGAGUUAUCACCUGAAGUUAUAAAGGGAAGUGAAUUAUAUACAAAUGAUAAACAAAAAAAGAAGGACGAAACGAAUAAAGAUAUAUACAAAAAUAAUGAUAAGAAAAAUAUACCACGCAACAGUAAAAAUAAUAAUGAGAAUUAUCAUGAUCAUAAUAAUUGUGAUGACAGAAAAAUGCUCACACAGCAAGAUCAGAAACAGAUGAAUAAUUCUUAUGAAGAUAAUGUAGAAGGACAAAAUGGACAAGAGAAAAUUUUAAAUAUGAAUAAUAAUGAGAAAAAAGGGAAAAAGAAUAAACAUGAAAAAAAUGUACAGAAAAAAAAUACACAUGAACAUGAACAGAAGAGUACUGAAGUGAAUACUGUAUUAAAAAAGGAACAAAAUAAUAGUAAUGACAUAUUGUCAAAAAAAAAAAAGAAAGAGAAAAAAAAAGUGGACCAAGAUAGUUGGGUCUCUAGAGUAAUGAAAAAUAACACAACAAAUAUCAUACCAGAGAAUAAUAAAAAUGAUGAUAACAAUAAAGGUGAUAAUAAAAAAAAUGACCAUCUCCUCAAUAAUAAUAAUAAUAAAAAUAAUAAUAACAUUAAUAAUGACAAUAAUAAUAAUAAUAAUAAUAAUAACAAAGGAGAUGAUCAAGUUAAAAAGGAUAAAGAAAUAAAAGAGUACGAUGAAUUAAAGCAAGAUGAUAAUCAAGAAUAUAUUACAGAGGAAAAUAAUAAAAAAGAAAAUGAAGAAAUAAAUGUAAAUGAUAAAAAAAUUAUUAUUCAUAAUAUUCAUAAAAGUAUGGAUAAAAAAAAAAUUAAUGAUUGUAUUAUAGAUCGUUUAAAAAAAUAUAAUGAUGGACAUGCAGUUCAGGUUGAUAUAUAUCAAAGAUCCUUUAAAAAAGCAUAUCAAACUAAUUUUAAUUAUAAAAAUACAUAUGAUAAUAAUAAAAAUCAAACAAAUGAUUAUUCUUAUGCUAUAGCAGAAUUAGAUUGUCGUCAAAGUCAACAGUUAUUAUUAGAUUUAGGCUUAUAUUGUAAUGGUAUAAAAUUAAAUAUUGAACACUUUAAAGAAAAGAAAAAAUUCAUAGAUAACAAAAAAUUUACCAAAAAAUUUAGCACAUAUAGUAACAACAACAACAACAACAACAAUAAUAAUAAUAAUAAUAAUAAUAAUAACAAUGGAUCUGUAAGUUUUAAAACUAAGGAUGAUAAAUAUAAAAAUUCUUACAAUAAUAGACCUUCUACUUCUAUCCAUUCAGCAACUGUCGUAUCAUCAGGGGGAAAUAAUAAUACAUCCUCCUCAUUUAAAAACAAAAAAAAUAAUGUAUUUGUAAAAUGA
This is a messenger RNA of Plasmodium falciparum 3D7, 4677 nucleotides long. RefSeq names its product putative NTF2-like domain-containing protein. NCBI's taxonomy places the organism in Eukaryota, Apicomplexa, Aconoidasida, Haemosporida, Plasmodiidae. The record is from RefSeq and is a predicted model, not a curated record.